This is a messenger RNA of Onychostoma macrolepis, 1867 nucleotides long. It is a transcript of the gene abt1, whose product is annotated as activator of basal transcription 1. The transcript has 4 exons. Gene Ontology annotation, biological process: endonucleolytic cleavage to generate mature 5'-end of SSU-rRNA from (SSU-rRNA, 5.8S rRNA, LSU-rRNA); small-subunit processome assembly; endonucleolytic cleavage in ITS1 to separate SSU-rRNA from 5.8S rRNA and LSU-rRNA from tricistronic rRNA transcript (SSU-rRNA, 5.8S rRNA, LSU-rRNA). Gene Ontology annotation, cellular component: nucleolus. Gene Ontology annotation, molecular function: RNA binding. The record is from RefSeq and is a predicted model, not a curated record. The coding region runs from base 206 to 1099 and encodes 297 amino acids. Lineage: Eukaryota; Metazoa; Chordata; Actinopteri; Cypriniformes; Cyprinidae.
UUUGACGUCAGAGUCGCUUUCCGUGCCACAUGUUUUGAAGGAGUCGAUUUAUCCCUGUAAUUUUUCCAAAAACAUCUCGGAACGGACACAUAUCUUUAUGGAUUAAGACAAUAUAUUACAUGGAAAUAUACUGGUUACUCUUUCGAAGUAAGAAUCGCAUCAAAUAAUAGUGUUUUGCAGUCUGUAAUAGCUGUCACAUCUAAUUAUGGCUCUUCCGGAGAAGAAUGAAGUUACAGCAGACCUAGAAACACAACCCAUUGUCAAUGAAGAAGAGGUAAAUGACUCUAAACAAGAGGAAGAGGAGAAUGCAGAUGGUGUUGAAGAUGCUGAUCCAGAGAUGAACUGUGAAGAUGACAAUGAUGAUGAUGGUGAAGCUAUUGACCUGGAUAUAAAUGAAGAUGAGUCUGAGAAACCAAAGGGCAAGAAAUGUAUUCCAGGUAUCGUGUAUUUGGGACACAUUCCUCCGAGAAUGAGACCAAAACACAUGCGGACUAUGCUUAGUGUGUACGGAGAGAUCGGGAGGAUCUUCCUACAGCCUGAAGAUCAUUGUGUGAAAAGAAAGAAAAAGAAGGCUGGAAGCAAUUCAUCCAGUUUCACGGAGGGCUGGGUGGAGUUCAGAGACAAGCGCAUCGCUAAGAGAGUCGCAGCCAGUCUGCACAACACACCCAUGGCCAACAAGAAGAAGAGCCGCUUCAGCAGUGACCUGUGGUCCAUAAAGUAUCUGCACAGGUUCCAGUGGUGCCAUCUCAGCGAACGAUUGGCUUACGAGCAGACGGUGUAUCAUCAGCGUAUGAGAACAGAAAUCUCCCAGGCGAAGAAGGAGACCAACUUCUACCUGGCUAGUGUGGAAAAGAGCCAGAGACUGGAGAUCCUAAGGAAGAAGAAGGAGAAGAAGGGAGAGGUCGUAGAGGAGAAGACGUGGGACUACAAACAGAGACCUACAGAAGAAGAGAUCCACCUGAAACGGUUUAAGAACAAAGGCUUGUCCAAGAAGAACCUCCAGAAGGCACAAGAGAAGAGCAAAACUAUCCAGGACAAAGCUCAAUCGAACGUUUCCCUCCUGGCCAAGAUCUUCAGUAGUGGAAGGGCUCAGGAGUGAUAUACUGAAAACGAGUUUACAUUCAAGUUUUGGUGAAUCAUCAGUUUUUCAGACAUUUUUUUUCUGUAUUUGUAUACGUCCUGUUCAACAUACAAUCUUUUAACAAAUGUUCUACUAUGUUUUUUGACACAGACCAGAUAUAAACCCCAUAUAGAUGGUUCUGAUUGACUGUUUCAUACUUUCAGAGUAAAAACACUGCAGAACUCACGAAAAUGACCCACCAUUGUAAAAACAGUGCUCUAUUUUCCCAUGAAAAGAAGCUUAACGUCUUCUGAAAGUAUAAUGCAUUGUUCAUUCAUUAAAUUGUUCUCUAAUUCUAUCCCAUGCCUGUUUGAAAAAUUUGUAAAAGUAAUUCUUUAAUUACUUUGUCAUUUGAAACUAGAAACUGUCGUUGGAUGAGUUUUUGAGAUUCAAAUUCAUUAUUAAUGCUAUUUUCAUAUUAAUAAAAGUCUUUAUGUACAAAUUGUCAUAUGUAUUGAAUUUUAACUUUUUUUUAUUAAUACAAUAUCAAUAUGAACACUGCAAAAAAUGUUUUCUUACUCAGUAUUUUUGUCUUGUUUUCCAGCCAAAAUCUCUAAAAAUUCUAAAAAAACAAGAUGUUUUCUUGAGAAUAAAAAUGACUUAAGUAAUCAUAAUUGCAUUUAAAAGCAAGAAAAAAACAUAUUUUGUAUUAUAUGUAUUUUUACAAUAUUUUAUCGCCAGAUGUUAUUUCUUGUUUUAAGAAAAAACUAAAUUGAUAAAUUUUUCAGAAAACAGGACUAAAUAUCU